CCAUAUUUCAUGAACUUAAUGUUAUUUUAAGAUCAAAGAAUGCAAUUGACUAAACCUAACCACAGUCUUCACCUGAAUUAUACGUAGUGUCGCGCAUCUCGCCUGUAGCAGUUUACGGCAGUGUGAUGUCCUUCUGUUUUCCGACAGUACAGCGUGGUGGAGGUCAGGGAUGCUGUUUUACACAACCGGCGAUCAAAACUAACGUGUCAUUUAAGUAUAUCAUUAAAUAUUCGGCCUUUUAUUGAAAAGGAGACUUAUUGUCUCUGUAUACAGUCUCUGAAAGGCACUGUCACCACCGCUUGUAAGGAGUCUGUCUGAUUUAUUCACAAAGCUAGCUGUAGCUAACGAUAGCAUUAGUUACACCUCAUCAGCUUAGUUUGCUUUGUCCUGUCAUUGUGGGAAUCAUGGACAACAACACUCCGGGAUCAAACACUUAUAAAGGAGGAUUUGGUGGCAUUUUUGGUGGUGGAGCCUCUGAAUAUUCAAAUACGGCGUUAGCUGGAGUACCAUUGACUGGAGUGAACCCGAUCUCACCCUACCUCAAUGUUGACCCUCGCUAUCUUGUGCAGGAUUCAGAUGAAUUUAUAUUGCCAACGGGAGCAAACAAAACUCGAGGCCGCUUUGAACUAGCCUUUUUCACCAUUGGAGGAUCCUGCAUGACUGGGGCUGCUUUCGGAACAUUGAACGGGCUUCGUCUGGGCCUGAAGGAGACCAGAGAUAUGGCAUGGUCAAAACCCAGAAAUGUACAAAUAUUAAACAUGGUCACACGGCAGGGAGCGUCAUGGGCGAACACAUUAGGAUCAAUAGCUCUGUUGUAUAGCGCGUUUGGUGUAGCUAUAGAAAAGGCCAGAGGAGCAGAAGAUGACAUUAACACAGUAGCUGCUGGCACGUUAACAGGGAUGAUGUUUAAAUCCACAGGUGGACUAAAAGGAAUCGCCAGAGGAGGUCUUCUUGGAUUAGCCUUGUCAGGAUUAUACGCCCUCUACAACAACUGGGAUCACCUUAAAGGCACAGCUCGUAUACGUUACUGAAGAGGACCCUGAGACCAAACCAUGGACAUUUUUACUCUAACCCUGUCCUCAUCUCCCUUGUUCCAUGUCCCAUUAUAGUGGGAAACAGAAUGGCCAAAAGUUUGGGAUCCUUGGACCACCAUAUUUAUUAUAGGCUUCUCUGAAGGAGUAUGAUAUCUCAUGAUAAUCAGAAAGUAGGAUACAGCCGAGUAAAAUGUCGUCAAAAUUUAUGAACUCCAUGUGUAUGUAUAAUCAUAUCAGGCUGUGUUGUACUGCAGGUCAUCUCUGGGCAGACUGAAGCACCAUUAUAAAUAAUUUAAUUUCUUGUUCCAAGGUUAGAACUUUAUAUAUUAUUGUAAUUCUAAAGAUUUUUACUCUUUCAACAGAUUUCACCAUGCCACUGGGCUUGUGGUAUCCUGUAUCAAGCUCGUAUAAUGUUGACAGGAGAAAAGUGUGUGUAUAAGUAAAUCAGAAUGGUCUUCGACUCCAUAUAUGCAAAUAAAAAAAUUCUCCUGUUAUAGAUACUGAAA
Molecule: messenger RNA, 1540 nt
Organism: Neoarius graeffei (lesser salmon catfish)
Lineage: Eukaryota; Metazoa; Chordata; Actinopteri; Siluriformes; Ariidae
Gene: timm23a
Product: translocase of inner mitochondrial membrane 23 homolog a (yeast)
Exons: 7
Coding region: 405-1031 (208 amino acids)
Biological process (GO): protein import into mitochondrial matrix
Cellular component (GO): mitochondrial inner membrane; TIM23 mitochondrial import inner membrane translocase complex
Molecular function (GO): transmembrane protein transporter activity
Source: RefSeq, a predicted model, not a curated record